This is a messenger RNA of Diaporthe batatas, 1065 nucleotides long. RefSeq lists its product as uncharacterized. Gene Ontology annotation, biological process: transmembrane transport. The transcript has a single exon. The record is from RefSeq and is a predicted model, not a curated record. Bases 1 to 1065 code for a protein of 354 amino acids. NCBI's taxonomy places the organism in Eukaryota, Fungi, Ascomycota, Sordariomycetes, Diaporthales, Diaporthaceae. Gene Ontology annotation, cellular component: membrane. Gene Ontology annotation, molecular function: transmembrane transporter activity.
AUGGGCGUUCCGAUGGCACACACCGGAGCCGCCCUGACAAAACGUUCUCAUGAAAGCGAAGCGGGCACGCCAACCGACCAUGACGACCCAGAGGGCCAAGUCGACACUGCGCUAGAGAAACCAUACCUGCGAAAGGUUGACGCCUGGCUCGUAGGUUUCUACUCACUGGUUUAUAUCUUUCGCGUGAUAGACUCUGCCAACUACUCCAACGCGGCAAUAAUAAACCUGGAAAAUGGCACCGGCAUCAAGAAGCAGCUCGGGCUUACACCCUCCCAGUGGAGCUGGACGCUGUCAAUUUUCUCAUACAGCUACAUGAUCUUCGAGCCGAGUAACACUAUCCUGCUCAAGACAUUCAAGCCUUCGGUCUGGAUGUUCGUCCUGAUCCUGCUAUGGGGCAUCUCGGCGUGCUCGUCGGCGGCCGCACAGGACUUUGCUGGGAUGAUGUGCGUGCGCUUCGCCAUCGGCGCCGCUGAAGCUGGCUUCUUUCCAGCUGUGUUAUAUCAUAUGGCGUUCUGGUACAAGCCGAGCGAACUACCUCAAAGGAUUGCCAUCUUCUAUUCUGUCGGCCAGCUAUCUAGCGCGCUAAGCGGCUUGCUGGCCUAUGCCAUCAGCUUCAUGGACGGUCUUGGUGGUCUUCCGGGCUGGCGAUGGCUCUUUAUCAUUGAGGGUUUACCUGCCAUCAUCUUGGCUUUCGUGGCAUUGUUCGGACUACCUGACUACCCCGAGACUUCCAAGUUGCUGACCGAGGCGGAGAGAGAAUAUGCAAGAACAAGAUUGGACAGGACAGCACCGACUGGGAAGAAAGGAAACUGGGAUUGGAGUUCACUGAAACGUUUGGUUCGAGAUCCGACUCUCUACACGUUCAGCCUAUUCUGGAUUUGUCACGGUAUUGGCGGGUUCGGUAUAGGGUAUGCUCUAGCCACUGUGGUCUAUGAGCUCGGAUUCACCACUACAGCCAAGUCGCAGCUGAUGAAUAUUGUGAAUCUCCUGGAAUCGGACACAUUACCUUUUGUAAAUGCUGACAUAUUCACAAGCCCCUUUACGUCUCGGCUUUCUUCUAUUUAA